This is a messenger RNA of Castor canadensis (American beaver), 945 nucleotides long. NCBI's taxonomy places the organism in Eukaryota, Metazoa, Chordata, Mammalia, Rodentia, Castoridae. The record is from RefSeq and is a predicted model, not a curated record.
GCACUGUGGAUAAUGAGGUUGGAGAAUGGCACUGUGAAGAAGGAGUUCUUUCUGCUGGGAUUUAGUGACCAUCCAGAACUUCAGAAUCUUCUUUUUUUGUGGUUUUUUUGUAUAUAUUCCAUUACUCUCAUGGGGAACCUUGGGAUGAUUUUAUUAAUGAUAAUCAGUUCCCAACUGCACACCCCAAUGUACUUUUUUCUCUGCAUUCUGUCCUUCAUCGAUGCAUGCUAUUCUUCUGUCAUUGCCCCCAAAUUACUUGUGAACUUGAUUUCUGAGAAGAAGGCCAUUUCACAUGAUGGCUGUGCUGCACAGUUAUAUUUUUUCUGCUCGUUGGUUGACACAGAAUCUUUCCUGUUGGCUGCCAUGGCUUAUGACAGAUACAUAGCAAUCUGUAACCCUCUGCUUUAUACUGCUAUUAUGUCCACAAGGGUUUGUUACCAACUUGCUCUUGGAGCAUUUUUGGGGGAAACUAUGAGCUCAAUUAUUCACACAACUAAUACUUUUCAACUGUCAUUCUGCUCCAGAGAAAUUAACUAUUUCUUUUGUGAUAUCUCCCCACUCUUCUCUCUAUCUUGUGGUGAUACUUACAUGCAUGACAUCAUUCUGGUGGUCUUUGCAAGUCUGGUUGAAGCCAUCUGCCUUCUAACAGUUCUCCUCUCAUAUGUCUGUAUUAUACCAGCCAGCCUCAAAACAGGUUCUGCAGAGGGAAGAAGAAAAGGGUUUUCCACUUGUGCGUCCCACUUGAUGGUGUUCAUAAUUUAUCAUGGUACCCUGAUUUUCAUUUACUUGCGCCCCAGCACAGGUCACACACUAUAUAUUGACAAAGUGACCUCUGUGUUCUACACACUGGUCAUACCUAUGCUAAACCCCCUAAUUUAUAGUCUAAGAAACAAAGAUGUCAAAAAUGCCUUUAGAAAAAUGAUUAGCCAAAAAUUGCUUCCUUAG